AUGGAGUUUUCUGACUUGAUGCCAGAGGAUCUUCCUCCAGGACUAUCACCUAUGAGGGACAUUCAACAUCAGAUCGACCUCAUUCCGAGGAUUACAGUGAAGUACAGGUUUUCAAUUCCUCGUCUGGACGACAUGUUGGAUCAAUUGUCCGGUUCUAAGGUCUUCUUAAAAAUUGACCUUAAAAGUGGAUACCACCAGAUCGGAAUCAGGCCUAGAGAUGAGUGGAAGACCGCGUUCAAGACACAACAUGGGUUGUACGAGUGGAUGGUCAUGCCCUUUGGACUAUCCAACGCACCCAGCACUUUUAUGAGGUUUAUGCAUCAGGACGGAGCGCUUAUUCAUCAAUCAGAAUUAAGUGUUCUUUCUUCACAACUUCUGAGUUUCCAUAGAUUGGCAUCCUUCUAUCGUCGAUUCAUCAGAAACUUCAGUGCCUUGAUUGCUCCUAUCAUAGAGUGCCUUAAAGGGCGUGAUUUUCAGUGGAUUGAGGAGGCAGAGACUAGCUUUCAGUUGGUUAAGCCGAAGAUAACGGAGGCCCCAGUCUUGGCACUUUCGAAUUUUGAAAAGGUGUUCGAGGUAAACUAUGAUGCGCCUGGAGUUGGUAUUGAUGGUGUUCUGAGUCAGAAGGGACGUCCGGUAGCCUUUUUUAGUGAGAAGCUGUGGGGAUCGAAGAAAAAUUAUUCCACUUACGACCUGGAGUUCUAUGCCAUAGUGCAGACUCUAAACAUUGGCACCAUUACCUGGUAUAGAGGGAGUUCAUCCUUGUUACUGAUCAUGAGGCAUCAAGCAGGGAGUUUGAAUCAAGUAGCAGAUGCAUUGAGCCGUCGCACAUUACUCCUCGCCACCAUGAGCACCAAGAUUGUCGGAUUUGAGGCAUUUCCUCAUAUGUAUGCUGUGGAUCCUUCAUUUGGGAAGAUAAUUCGGGAGGUGACUGAUAAUCACCGACAUGAUUUUGUUUUACAUAAUGGACAUUUUGGGCGAGACAAGACAUUGGCAUUGGUCUCUUCUGAUUAUUACUGGCCCAAGUUGAGCAGUGAUGUGGCGCAUUAUGUGGAGCGGUGUUAUGUAUGUCAGCGGUCUAAAGGGGCUCUUACUAAUGCUAGAUUGUACACACCAUUACCUGUACCUGAAGUGCCUUGGUUUGAUGUCAGUAUGGAUUUUGUCUUGGGCUUACCUCGUACACAGCGGGCGAUGGAUUCCAUUCUUGUUGUGGUUGACAGAUUUUCGAAGAUGGCUCAUUUUGUGGCUUGCCGGAAGACAAUGGAUGCUACUCGGAUUGCUCAUCUUUAUUUCAGAGAGAUUGUGCGUUUACAUGGUGUUCUACAGUCAAUUACUUCUGAUCGUGACACUAAGUUUAUGAGUCAUUUCUGGAGGAGUUUGUGGGAGAAACUUGGAACGAAAUUGAAUUUUAGCAGUGAACUCAAUUGUCCGAUGAAGUUACUGUGA
Molecule: messenger RNA, 1443 nt
Organism: Olea europaea var. sylvestris
Lineage: Eukaryota; Viridiplantae; Streptophyta; Magnoliopsida; Lamiales; Oleaceae
Exons: 6
Coding region: 1-1443 (480 amino acids)
Biological process (GO): DNA integration
Molecular function (GO): nucleic acid binding
Source: RefSeq, a predicted model, not a curated record